Eutrema salsugineum is the source of this 1374-nucleotide messenger RNA. RefSeq lists its product as uncharacterized. The transcript is spliced from 3 exons. The coding region runs from base 1 to 1374 and encodes 457 amino acids. NCBI's taxonomy places the organism in Eukaryota, Viridiplantae, Streptophyta, Magnoliopsida, Brassicales, Brassicaceae. The record is from RefSeq and is a predicted model, not a curated record.
AUGCCGUGCAAUACUCGCUCAGCCACCGCCAAGCUUCUCGCUUCCGCAAUCGACGCCUCGUGCCGCCGUUUCCCUGCUGACGAGGAAACUCUUGCCGAGGCUCUUCUGCGUCUUCGAGCUAAACGAAAGGCUCUAUCUCGCUCUGGGAAGGCACCAAUUGAGAUUCUGAGUGCUGAAGAGGAUGACGGUGAUGGUUCCUCUGCUGCUGAGGAGUUCAAACACCUCUUUGACGGAUCGCAGGCCUCUCCGGAGGAUUUCUCCAAUCCUUUCGCUCCACAUCACCCGCUUUACCUUGACCGUGAGGCGCGUUACUCCGCCAAUCGCCGUGAAGAAGUGGUGAGAGAUCGCAUACAUCCUGAACUUAUUCGUCCUCGCCUGCGGCCUAUCGACAACUUUUUCUCUCUGGCUUCCAAGGACAGAUUUGUAUCCUUUCGCCUCCGGCCUUUUCAUAAUCAGAAAUAUCUUCCUCUGGAUGAUCCAAAGCUAGUUGGUGCUCGGAAGAUCAUUGAUGAUGCUGGACUGAUCUAUACGGUCCUUGAUGUUGAACCGUAUCGGCCGAUUGUUGUCCAUGAAUUUUAUGCAAAACUGGGUGAUUUGGAAUAUCACAACGGCACGAAUCGUAUCUACAUUCGUGGCUUGAUGUUUGAGUUUACUCCGGAAAUCAUUAACAAGAUGUUCCUGGUCGAUGACUCGUUGCCCUAUGGUGAGUGGGAACGGAUCAACAUUGAUGAAGCUGUCCAGUGUGUUUCUAGAGGUCGUAAGAAUCGGUGGGAAGGUUUUCGGUCUCAACACCUUACUCGUCUCAAUGGUGUUCUCUACAAGCUGUGCUGCUGCAACUGGAUUCCGACAACAAACAAUACCACCAUGGUCAAGGAACGCAUCCGUCUUCUCGCUUACAUUGUGCAAGGGCAUAAGUUCAACUUUGGUCAGAUGGUGUAUGAUCAAAUCCUGGCUGCAGCUCGGACUCCGGAGAUGGUGAACAACAAGCUGAUGUUUCCCAAUCUCAUUUUCCAACUCCUCUCCUUUCAGCACACGGUUCCGGAACAUCGAGGUGAUCGCCCCCUCUCAGGCUUUCCUCUCAAGAUCACGUUGGAUCCGAAAGCUGGGAAGGGCUCUGGUGAUGAUGAACCUCAGCCGGCUCCGUCUCUUGCGGCUGAUUUGGAACAACUGGCUACGUGGCUCAAACGAGUUCAGCUCAGGGUCCGAGGAGGAGAAUAUGCUGAGUUACGAACACAAGUCGAUGGUCCGGCGACUGCUGCAAACCGCGAUGGAGAUGAGAAUCGUUCGGUUGAGGGGGAGCAGGGUGAUGGCGCGUCAGCUGAGGGGGAGGAUAGCGAUGACGAUGAUGAUGAAAAUGAAUGGGCUGGAAAUUAG